Cladophialophora psammophila CBS 110553 is the source of this 474-nucleotide messenger RNA. RefSeq lists its product as uncharacterized. NCBI's taxonomy places the organism in Eukaryota, Fungi, Ascomycota, Eurotiomycetes, Chaetothyriales, Herpotrichiellaceae. The transcript has 3 exons. Bases 1 to 474 code for a protein of 157 amino acids. The record is from RefSeq and is a predicted model, not a curated record.
AUGGCGAACUCCCCACCGCAGCACAGAUACUCGCAAAUCCCUCAGAUCAAGAAGCCCUGGAGCUUGCCCCGCGAUUGUCGGCAACGACCACGAACCAAAGCGCCUCAAGGCCCUAUCGAUGGUGGAGGAGGCAUAUCUCUAUGGGCGUCCCUCAUGUUGCUUGCCGCGACCACUUGGGCAUUUGCUAUGGUGGGCGUGAUUAUCGCCCAGUUCUUCCGAUUAAACCACAGUCUUGAACCGAACCCACACCUGGGCUUCUUCCUCGUUGGCGUACCGUUAUCUUGUGUCUGCCAUGCUUCUGCCAUCCUUAUAUCUGGUCUCGGAGCCCUCCGGUUCAUUCGAUAUCAAAAGGCCAUGGCCCGUGGUGAUGCUCUAUCCGGUGGGUGGGAGAUGACAUGUAUUGGCGUGCUUACUACUCUGAUUCUUGUCACCACUUUUCUCCUCACGCUGAUUAUAAGCGUCAAGAACGGCUGA